AUGGCUACUCACCCGACCUCUCUCGAUCCCAAAAGAAAGGCAGUUGCCCUAGAUUGCGAAAUGGCAGGUAUCAGCAGUGGCGAAAGUGAAAUUAUAUCCAUCUGUGUUAUCGACUUUUUCACUGGCGAACUUUUGCUUAAUUCUCUUGUCAAACCUCAUGAGCCCAUCAUUGACUGGCGUACCAACAUUCAUGGUAUAAGGCCGGCGACACUCGCUAUAGCCGCAUCCCAAGGACAAGUCCUCCGUGGUUGGGAAGCAGCACGACAAGAGCUACUCAAGCAUAUCAACACAGAGACAGUAAUGGUUGGACAAUCUCUCCAGCAAGAUUUAAAAAGGCUUCGAUUAUCACAUGGAAAGAUUUUCGAUACCGCUAUUCUUACAGCAGAAGCAGUGUUUGGACCGGGCGCUUCCUUCGGUCGUCGAUGGAGUCUUCAAUCCCUCUGUGCAGACUUGUUGAAAUUGCGUAUUCGACAGGGCUCCAACACUCACGAUGCUUUGGAAGACGCUAUGGCGGCACGAGAGAUUGCGUUGUGGUGCAUAUGCUACCCAGACAAGUUAAAGCAAUGGGCAAAGAGGGCACUCAAGAAACACAAAGCUGAAAAAGCAAAACGAGCGGAGCGCAAACGAAAUAGACGGAGGAAUACACAUUACCCAACGCCAGUCCCCCAUGAUGAGUUUGAGGAUUAUGGAUAUUACCAUGAUUAUGGUGGCGAAGAGGAUGAUGAGAUGCUUCGAUGGGAGGAUGUGAUAGACUGGGAGAUGUGGCCAAAGUCUCCUCCCUCAUCUGAUUAG
Fusarium musae is the source of this 792-nucleotide messenger RNA. RefSeq lists its product as uncharacterized. The transcript has a single exon. Bases 1 to 792 code for a protein of 263 amino acids. Gene Ontology annotation, biological process: ribosomal large subunit assembly; rRNA processing. Gene Ontology annotation, cellular component: nucleus. The record is from RefSeq and is a predicted model, not a curated record. Lineage: Eukaryota; Fungi; Ascomycota; Sordariomycetes; Hypocreales; Nectriaceae. Gene Ontology annotation, molecular function: exonuclease activity; nucleic acid binding.